CACUAACGAGACUCUUGCAGUGAUCGGCGAAAAAGUUGUAAGGUUAAAAAAUGGGGAGGUUUACCCUUCAGACUGAACUGACCUGGUUUAUUUCCUACUAUUUGGUUAAAUGAUUCAUAAAUUUACCAUUUAUCUAAAAGCCCUCCAUUAUUAUUUUUCUUUUCGCCUCUCCCCUAAUUCCUUUUCCAAGUGAUUAUUGUGUCACCAAAUCUCUUCAAAAUUUUGGAAGAGAAAUUUCAGUUUCCCGCCAAACGACUACGCAAAACCUUGAAUAUAUCAAGUAUAAAUUAAUUUCUGAGUCAUAGCGGCGUGCGUGAUUUAGCUGCGAAAGUGUUUUUAGAAGAAAGAAUUGAUAUGGAGAAAGGGUUAAUCUCGGUAGAUCGAUGGGCAGAGGGCAGUCAAGCUUACUUCUUAACAAACCUGCACACCGAUCACACUCAAGGUCUAUCUUCCACCUGGGCCAUGGCUCCCAUCUUCUGCUCCCGCGUCACCGCCAAGCUCUUCCCUUUCAAAUUCCCUAAUUUCAAUCUCACUCUUCUUCGCGUCCUUGAUCUUGGAUCCUGGCACUCUCUCUCCCUCAUUUCGCCUUCCACUGGUUCAAAAGUUACAGUCCAAGUCAUGGCCAUUGACGCUUACCAUUGCCCCGGUGCGGUUAUGUUCUUGUUUCGUGGAGAGUUUGGAUGCAUGCUCAACACUGGAGAUUUCCGAUGGGAGAAAAACUGUGAGAGAGCGAAGUUAGCAAAGGAAAUGCUGCUGAAUGCUCUUAAGGACGAUGCGGUUGAUGUUCUUUACUUGGACAACACGUAUUGUAAUCCUACUUUUCAAUUUCCUCCCAGGGAAGUUGCUGUCAAGCAGCAGGUUGCUGACAUCAUUUCAUCCUAUCCAGACCAUGAUAUUGUCAUUGGGAUUGACACCUUGGGCAAGGAAGAUCUUUUGCUUCACAUCUCAAAUGCACUUAAUGUAAAGAUUUGGGUCUGGCCUGAGCGCCUCCAAACCAUGCAUCUCCUUGGGUUCCAUGACAUUUUCACAACCGACACAUCUCUUACAAGGGUGCGAGCUAUCCCUCGUUACAGUUUUAGCAUCAACACUUUAGAAGGAUUAAAUAGGAUGCACCCAACUAUAGGAAUCAUACCAUCUGGUCUUCCGUGGGUGGUUAAGCCCUUUGAAGGAAAUGGCAAGCUUUUUGAUUCUCUUUUAACUUCUGGUUACAACAGAAGCAAAGUGAGUUCAAAAGGUGGGAAGCAGAAUGAUAAACGCAAUGGUAAUUUAGAAUCUGUAAAAAGAUUUCACAAGUACGUAUAUUCAGUCCAAUAUUCUGAUCACUCAAGCUAUCUGGAGAUAGAAGAGUUUAUAAAACAUGUGCAGCCAACUAGCAUGAAAGGCAUCGUAUCUUCAUCAUCUUGUAAUGUUGAUCCUUUUUAUUACUUUGGUCGCAUUUGUGGAAUAAACCAACCUUCCCGAAAGUUGGACAAUGAACAUCAAACGUUUGGAAGAGGUGGUUAUACUGGGAUAGAAAAGAAAAGAAAAAGGGUUGGUCGUUUAGGAUUUUAUUUGAGUAGGGUGACUGUGAUGAGACGAGGUCGGAAAGGUAUAAAGCUUGAUGAAAAUUAGUGUUUUGAUUGACUAAAGGCGAGAGUUGACUUCGGCAUCUACUAAGUUGGCAAUGUUGUAAAUGAUGUGGGACUUGUUACUACUAACUGAGAAAUGUAAUUCUAGAUAAGAAUUAGUUGAUUUGAGAUUCUAUAUUGUAAGCCUGGUUAUUCUCUUUAUUGGCUGUCUAAAUUUGUGGGUUUUGGUAAAUAGAACUCUAGACACGUGGCUGCAUGUGGAUAGAAAACUAUAGUAGGUACUUUAGAUACAUUAUGAAAUAUCUAAUGGAUUAGUCAUCCUGGUGUUUAUACGUAAUAUAGAAACCAUAUACUGACUGAA
Molecule: messenger RNA, 1929 nt
Organism: Gossypium raimondii (Peruvian cotton)
Lineage: Eukaryota; Viridiplantae; Streptophyta; Magnoliopsida; Malvales; Malvaceae
Exons: 4
Coding region: 355-1611 (418 amino acids)
Biological process (GO): interstrand cross-link repair; double-strand break repair via nonhomologous end joining; protection from non-homologous end joining at telomere
Molecular function (GO): 5'-3' DNA exonuclease activity; damaged DNA binding
Source: RefSeq, a predicted model, not a curated record